Aspergillus mulundensis is the source of this 1527-nucleotide messenger RNA. RefSeq lists its product as uncharacterized. The record is from RefSeq and is a predicted model, not a curated record. Bases 1 to 1527 code for a protein of 508 amino acids. Lineage: Eukaryota; Fungi; Ascomycota; Eurotiomycetes; Eurotiales; Aspergillaceae. The transcript is spliced from 4 exons. Gene Ontology annotation, biological process: regulation of transcription by RNA polymerase II.
AUGAAGCGUGAAAUACACUGCCAGGACUUCGACCUUGGGUCAGUGCCAGCGACUCCACUCUACGCAAGUCAAAGCAGUGAAAAUGAGCCUUAUGUCUGGGUUCGAGGGAGUAAGCCGCGGACGUCAGCUAGUUUCCUGAAGGGCAUUGUCGACAUGGGAAGCAACGGCAUCCGAUUCUCAGUCUCCGACCUCUCCCCACCCCUCUCGCGCACCCUCCCAACCCUCCACGCAUACCGCCUCGGAAUCUCGCUCUACGACUGCCAAUUCGACGAAACAGGCACCCGGGUGCCCAUCCCCCACGACAUUAUCGAGAGCGUCGUAGCAGCCCUGAUCCGAUUCAAGAUCGUCUGUUCUGACUUUGGGGUCCCCGAACGCAACAUCCACGUCGUGGCGACAGAGGCAACCCGCGGCGCAAUCAACUCCCUGGAAUUCGUAUCGGCAAUAGUAAGACGAAGGCCGGAUCGGCGCCCUGGGCGUCGCGAGCGGGUUCUCCGAAAUCGAGGGGCUGAUGAUGGACCUCGGCGGCGGGAGCACGCAGCUAACGUGGAUCAUCUCGCGGGAUGGGAUGAUUCGCACGAGCCCACAGGGCUCAUUCAGUUUCCCAUAUGGCGCUGCGGCGCUGACUCGCACGAUCGCCGACCUAACGAAAGACAAGCCCAAGCACGAAGCCGACAAAGCGCUGGAGAAGCUGCACGACGAAAUGGUCGCGAGCUUCCAAGACGCAUACGCCAACCUGCAGAUCCCCGGCCCGCUCGCAGACAAAGCAAAACGCGACGGCGGCUUCACGAUCUACCUCUCCGGCGGCGGAUUCCGCGGCUGGGGAUACCUCCUGCUCUCCGUGGACCAAGAGCACGGGCACCACUACCCGAUCUCCCAGAUCAACGGGUACGCCGUGGGAAAAGACCGGUUCUCAAGCACAGAGGCCCUAGAAGAGGUCGCGCGCAAAGCCCACUCGAUCUUCCGAGUUUCCGACAGACGCCGCACCCAAGUCCCCGCCGUGGCAUUCCUCGUGCAGGCCCUGACGAGCGCCAUCCCGCACGGCAUCAAGGAGGCGCGGUUCUGCCAGGGAGGCGUGCGCGAGGGGAUCCUCUUCCGCGAGCUCCUGCCCGCCCGGUACGCCACGGCCUCAAUCCGCGACCUCCGGACCCUCCUUCACAGCUGCAUCCCCGGCCCAUCGCAGACGCAAAACACCAUGCUCUUCCCCCCCGCCAUAACGAGCCACGUCAUCAACGCCUUCGCGAACAUCAUGUACGUGCACACCAUCAUGCAGAAGGAGUCCGCGUCCACGGCAGCGCUGUACAGCACAAGCGUGGGCAUCAUGUCGUCGACGCACGGCAUCUCGCACGCCGACAGGGCGCGGCUCGCCCUGAUGCUGGAGUCGCGGUAUCUAGGCGAGCUGCCGCCGCGGGAGAUCGAGUUCCGCGAGUGGCUGCGGCGGAUCAUCACGGCCGAGGAGGUGUGGUGGGCGUCGUAUUUGGGCCGUGUUGGGUACCUGAUCGGGCGGCUGUACCCGGUUGGGGUGAUUGA